AAGAAUCAUGUGCGGACUUCGUUCCAAUCGCGAUCAGCUGUCAAAGGCCUUGAGCAUGGGCCGAGCGUGUUGACACAAUGCGUUGAGCAUAUACAUCUGAUCUAGAUUGAUGUAGAUGUAUCCAUGCUCGUUGUCGGUCGAUUUCGAAAAGAAGACAGCUAUCUUGUUGCUCUGGCAGUGUUGUUUCGACGAUAAGAAAAAAAUGUAACAAGUAAACAGGUAUAAGAAAGAAAAUUGCGUGAUGAAGAUGAAAUUAUUGAAGCUCAUCGUUCACAACAGAGGUUUUUGUGCCGAAGACUUGAUCAUAAACUCCAAGGAUUUUCCAGGCAUUAAGAAAGGAAGUAUAGUAGAAAUAUAUCAUCCUGAUGAUGAAUUUAGUCGUCUGUUAUUGCAAAUAACCUGUCUUAAGGAGGAUCUGCAAUUGAAAGAAACAAUUAGUGUGGAGCAGUCCAUAGCAAGUGCCUUUCAGUUGCGGACCUUUGCUGAUGUACACGUGAACAUAGUAAAUCCUGAAAAUGUUGCAUUGGAUUCUGUGGAACUUACUUUCAAAGAUCAGUACUUGGGACGUAGUGAGAUGUGGAGACUCAAAAAUAACUUAGUGAAUACAUGUGUGUACCUAAAUAAAAAAAUUGAAUUCUGUGGUGGCAGUAUCCGCUGUCAAGUGUAUGAAAUGUGGUCACAAGGAGAUAGAGUAGCCUGUGGAGUAAUCACUGAUGAUACAAAGGUUGUUUUUCGAUCCUCCACAAGCAUGGUAUAUCUUUUCAUUCAAAUGAGUUCUGAAAUGUGGGAUUUUGACAUUCAUGGUGAUUUGUAUUUUGAAAAGGCUGUUAAUGGUUUUUUAGCUGAUUUAUUUCAAAAAUGGAAGAAAAAUGGCAGCAAUCAUGAAGUCACUAUUGUAUUAUUCUCUCGAACAUUCUACAAAGCCAGUAACUUAGAAGAGUUUCCAGGGCACAUGCGUGAAUGUUUACAGCAGGAUUAUCGUGGGCGUUUCUAUGAAGAUUUUUACAGAGUGGCAGUUCAGAAUGAAAGGUAUGAAGAUUGGACUAGCACUCUGGUUCAAUUGCGAAGGCUCUUUACAGACUAUCAGAAAAUAGUAUUGGAAUAUCAUAAACGACCAGGAGUGAUCUUUGAGAAGCAUUAUUUGGAUAGAAGUUUUGAUCGCACAGGUCAACUGUCAGUUGUAAUCACUCCUGGUGUGGGUGUGUUUGAAGUUGAUAGAGAACUCACCAAUGUGACGAAGCAACGAAUCAUUGACAAUGGUGUUGGCAGUGACCUUGUGUGUGUUGGAGAGCAACCUCUACAUGCAGUGCCACUCUUGAAGUUCCACAAUAAGGAUACAACUUUCAGCACUGUGGAUGAUUACAGUAUGCCACAUUGGAUCAAUCUCAGUUUUUAUUCUACAAACAAGAAAGUGGCUUAUUCCAACUUCAUACCUCGCAUAAAGCUGCCACCAAGGCGUUCCAAAUUGCCUCCUGCACCCAGCAAUGGCCUCAUCCAGGCAGCAAAAUCCAAGUUACUUCAAGAAGAUGAAUGCAUGCCAAAUUCACUUUUUGACUAUGAUGCUUAUGAUGCUCAGGUUUUCCAAUUACCUCCUGUUCAUUCAUCAAGAUUUUCCCGUAGCUUACAACGCAUGAAUAGUCGAAGCAAGAAAGGAAGUUGUGCUGAUGCCUUGGGGGGACAGAAAGUGAAACGCAAAAUGUCUGACCCAGAUAUCCACCAUACAUGCGGCACUGGUGAUCCCUCAGUGGUAGUGGUGAAUGUCGGAUCUCCUGGAGUGGCGGGUGGAGCACGCUCUGCGGCCAUCUCCAUUCCUCAGCAUCGUGCUGCUGAAUUAUCACCACAGCAGUCAGCAUCGAUUGGAGUGGUCGCUCAUGAAUCCCUUCGCCAGAGGUCUUUCACAGUUCAUGGAGAGUUGGAGGUUGAAGCAUCGCCUCCCCUUCGCCCUGUUGUGGGCAGUGCUGGUUCUCCAAGCAAUCCACCUCAACCCCCAUCAAAUUUGGGCCGACCAGGUCGCGCUCUUAUAAAUCCAUUUGACCCCUCUCAUGUCACAAUUAAGUUGACUUCUAAUCGACGUCGAUGGACUCAUAUAUUCCCUAAAGGUCCCACUGGAGUUUUAAUACAGCAGCACCACUACCAAGCUGUUCCCACUGGCUCCUCAACUACUGAUCAUGUUCAUGAUAGCAUGCAAAUGUUUGGCUCAUCUCCUGGUAAUGAUCAUGCAUCUUUGAGUGGUUCUAUUCCUCGGUCAGCUUCACAAACCACAAUUCAAGAGAGAGCUCGUGGUAGCCGUCCCAGUUCCCAACUUCUAGAAGGAGGUCGGCCUCCAGCUGGAGGCAAGAGCCUAACCCUGCUUUGGGGUGCAACAGGGGAGCAGGAGUGGACCCCAGCCCUUACCACAGCUAAUGUGUGUCGUUUUUUCUGUUCUUUUUUCAUGUCUGUCUGUUGGGCGUGUGCUCGUGUGACUCAUUUGAACAAACACAGUCGGCAAAGUUGUCAUAGGUUUGGUGUGGAUUGGAAGUCCCUCACCAUUCCAGCCUGUUUGCCAAUUACUACAGAUUACUUCCCAGACAAGCGCAGUUUGCAGAAUGACUACUUGGUGUCAGAUUACAAUCUCUUGCCAGAUGAUGUGAAUGCUGAUUUUGCCCAACGAAGAGCUAUCUACAAAAAGCCUCUCACUACUGCUGAGGUUUUUAGGGAGUUGGUAUCACAGCGACUUGCCCAGGGCUUUCAGCUUAUCGUUUUAUCUAAGCCUACUGGUUCUCAACCAGCACAGACUCCAGGCAGUGGAGCAGGUGUCCAAAUUGGGAGUUCAGUUGUUAUGACUCGCCCCAAAGACUUAGAGCCCACAGAGGAGUACUUUCUCAGCAUUGGACGAGUAUUCCACAAAAUUUCCCUGUGUGGAUCUUCCAUAACUGUUACUCGCUAUCGACCUAGGCAUCCUUACCCACCAUUCAACAUACAUUAUCGGUAUCGUUUCCAUGCUCCUCAUCAUGACACUUAUGAAGUGUCAUGGGUAUCCUUCACUACUGAAAAGCUUGAAAACUUUAACUGGAAUUACUUGGAUCACUACAUCUGCACUCGUGGGGAUGUGGAUUUUGCUCUUGCUGAGGCACAGAAAUAUUGGCGUUUCCGUGUAUAUGUGGUUCCAUUGAACCAGCAGGACACAAAGAAGAUCCUAGAUGGUGCAGAGCACUGUGAUGUGUACAGUACCCCCACCUCAGAGGAGCAAGGUCACUUGGUGAUAGAUUUUCUGCGCUUCAUUGAGACAUGGGUGAAUCGUAUUCGACGACCAGCCACCCACAAGAAGGCUCGGAUUCUUCCAAAGUCAUAUGAAGUUCCCCCUGAGCUGUGCCCACCCACCCCAAGAUUUGGAUUGCCACCAGCUGGAGCUCGGAGCCUGGGGCCUUAUUGGCUUGGGCCUGUGGCCCUGGGCAUGUGUUGCAGAGCCCUGCUGUGCCACUGCCGCUGGCGAGCCCACUCCAGGGCACCGGCCGCCACACGCCAGUGCACCGACGACAUAGCACCAGUACGAUUUUCCCGUCCCCCAGUAGCACCACUCCUUUCGCCUUCAUCUCUGGAGUCACUCCUCAGACUAAUGCACAGCAGGUGGCAGCUAAGAGGCUGUGGGUUGUGUCCAACAACUGAGCAACAUUGGCGAUGGAAUAUGUUGUGUCCUGAUGUUUUUGUGCCUGCUCUCUUGCAGACCAGCGUAGUGGGCAACUCUCCGUUCCGAGAGCGCUUGGGCAGCAACCGGGCCCUUGAGAAGCCUCGCCCCAGGUCGGGAUCAAAGGUGAUGGAGCGUGUGAAAGCAGAUGGCUCCUCUAACAGCGGUCGCGUUUCUCCCGCCAGUGAAGCCAGCAUAGGAGAUCGAAACCAGCAAGUUGCAGAUAGCUCUUCUAAUGACUUGCCCAGUCACAAUGACACUCAGGAUGAGAGCCAGAAUUCUGAGAUCUCCCUAAAGAGCACUGCCAGUCAUGCAGAGAUUCUGGAGGCCAUGCGCCACCCUGAGAAAGGAGUGGGCUUUCUCACACAACAUCCUAGUUUGCCUAGCUACACAUUUGUGAGUGCAGAUGCGGUGCAAUGGCUUAUUGCACAUGUAGAAGGGGUUCAGAAUGAAGAAUGCGCUGUGUCAAUCAUGGAGAGGAUGCUGCAAGAAAAAGUGGUGUGCCAUGCUUCUGGUGAUUUUGCCCAUCCAUUCAUUGUUGGAUUUUAUUUGUACCAUGUGGUUCAACUGCCGAAAGAUAAAGAUGGUGAGUACCUCCAGCCUUUGGGUGAUCUGCAGAGCUUUGAGAAUGAAUGGUUGGAGCUUGAAGUGCGUCACCCAACUGGCUGGCAGAAGUCCAGCCCUUCCAUCUCUGGCAGCUCACCAGCUGUACCAGCCUUCCUUGCUGAUGUGUUGCAGGAGAAAGUGUGCCUGGAGGAUUCCAUCACCGAGAGGGACUGGGCUGUACCUCUCUAUAAACACACUCAUUUGGAAAUUGACAUCAAUAAUAAGAGUGAUCGUGUGGAGUGGGGACACGCACGAUACCAGUCUGUCUUCUGCCCAGACAGAGCUUAUGAACUUGUAGCCCAGUGGGUGACGUCUUCAGGACCCAUCGUGGCUGAUUUGAUCAUUGGAUGGGCGCGCAAGGCUCAGCUGUGUGGUCUGCUGAUGGUGCCCAUCCCUGCAGACCCCCUGGCCCUGCCGUUCACUCACAAGUCAGACCCGCUGCGGGGGCCCAUCUUUGUGCCCCUUGAUACAGAGAGCCUUAUGGGCAGCAAAAGUUAUCUAUUUGAAGAAUUCAGUGAACAUUCUUGGGACCAACGUUUACUGCUUUUUCAAGAGGCCAUUAUCAAAAGGUUUGGUUUCAUUGCCUGCACAGUGGCAACACCUCAAAUGGGUUCUCCUUCUUCAACCACUGGGAGUGUUGCUCACUACCACCAAUAUGUACAUCUUACUGGCAAUGUAUUUAUUCUCAUCUCUACUCAACAAUGCCAGCCUCCAACUCGCAGCAACUCAGUGUCUCAUAGUGCAGGACGACCAGUGUCUGGUGCAAAAGCAUUAAGUCAGCGCCGCUAUCCUGUUCAUUCUGAUGUGUCAAGUCCCCAUGAAGAGUACAUCACACGCCACGUUAGUGGCAAGAAUCAGAAUGAUUACAGCACAGAACCUAGGAUUGGAUUUUUGUGGUCUUGGAAUCACAUGGUGAGUCGACGAUGGAAAUUAGCAUCUACAGCAACUGGAGAUGAGAUGUUCCAAAUGAAAAUUUUACGAGAUUUUCGAGAGUUUUGUGCCAAUGUUGACAAUCGUUUGAAAAAUUUCUGGGACUCAUGCUGGAACCAGAAGCAACAGGCCAUAGCUCCAACAAAUAAGUCCUAGCUACUAACGAUAUUCAUUUCAGUGAAUCUCGUGAAGGAAAGUGUAUCUUUAGAUGCUAUUUUAAGAGAAAAGUGUUGUUAAUUGCCAAAUAUGUUCAUAGCUAGUCCAUUCUAUACAUAUAAAUGUUAUAACUUACAUUCUCUCCAUUACUCCUAUUGUUAAAAGUAUGUUUAAACGGUUCCUAUGUUUUUCAAAUGCAGCUUCAGUUGUAACAUUUGCUUUCAGUAUUGCUCUUGUGCCACCUACUGAAUUACUCGCAUUAUUUUGAACCUCAAGUUUAUAAAAUAUCAAAUUCAAACUUUGUCCUCAUCUUAAGGGAAGUAGUUUGAGCAAGUUUUGCAAAUGAAUUCUACUAUAUUAUUUUCAUGGAAGGGGAGAAAAUUAUGGUAUUCAAAAUAUGAUCUUGUGCUUUCUGGUUGUGUAUGUGUGUGCCAAUUAUUAUGUACCUGUAGCAGCUACAGUUGUAGCCAUUCUCUUCCUUUCAUUUCACUAAUGUCUAAUAGGGAGGAAAAAUUGCCCUACGCCUGGCUAUGCAAUUUAUAUUGUAAAUUUUUAAAUUUAAUGUUUUCUAUUCCUUAUAGUGCCCUGUGUUCUGUUUGUUUUUUAGUUUUGAAAUUUGGUUAACAUGAUUUGAUUGAUGGUGUUGUUCAAAGACAAAAGUUUGUUCCUUUCAUAAUGCAUUUGUUUUAGAAUUUUAUGUUAUUAAUAUUUACUGCACGUUUUCCUGGGAGAGUAGUUACCUUUAGUGGCAUUUCAAGUUGAUAGGAAGAAAUAUACCCAAAUAAGUUAAAUUUAUGAAUUCAUUAAAUUUAGUAUAUCAAUAAAACUGUUUUUUAUUAAAGGCUUAUUGUUUGUGUAUAUACAUUCUUAAUUAAAUUGCAUAUUCUUUUAUGAGGUAGUUUGUGCAUGAUGGUUGUGAGUGAAACUUUUAAUUCAUGUACAGUCUCCAAAGCAAGAGAAAAAAUUUUUUUAUUACUGCUAUCAUGUGCUAAAGCAUUGGAUGGAAAUGCUACCGAAUUACAGGACUGAACAAAACCCCAAAAGAAAAUUGAUUUGAAAAUAAUGAUAAAGGGGUCCAAUCUCUCAUCCUCUCCCAGGUUGAAUAUGCCUGGUCUCCUGGUACUUUGUGCCUUUUUGAAAUGCACCUAGUAGACUCAGAAAAACAGAAAUGUAAGUAACCAAAAUUAUUAGUUUAUUGUUGCAAGGUUACACUUGCGUCAAGUAAAUUGUUCUAAAACCAAAAACACCCUCUUAUUUACUGAGAAACAUGAGUUUUAAUAAUGAAGAUAGUAAAUUGUGAAUUCACUGACAACUUUUCAACUUCGGGAAUCAAAAACAAGGCUGUUUUGUUCAGUUCUUGUAUCUUUUUAAUGUAGACUUUCCUGUACUUACCUCCUUUUGCAGUGCAACUGAAAUUUCAUUGAGUUCUGGACCAGGAGAUAGAUAUAGCGAACAUGGGGAUUAAAGAAAUAAUUAAACAUAAAAUGGAGUAUUAAAUAUUUAUUUUCCACAAAAUGAAUUCUUUUAUGAAAGUUACAAUCAUUAAAAAAAAAAGAACAAAUCUAGUCGAUUACAAAGAUGCCAAAUAUCUAGAGCAUACAAAAUAUCAAAUGCAUUUAUCAAUGAUGUUCAGUGUAACUUUUAAAUUGGCAUAGUUAAACUUUGUUCACAUUGAGUGGAAGUGAAUAUAAAAUAAAUAAGUGUGUUGAAGACUUGUUACUUGCGACUCUCAGCAACAACAGUCUGGGGCUGCAAGAUAGGCACCCCUGUUACACCAGGCUCAAAGGUUGGAGGAAGCUUGGCACCUUCUGCAGGGGAGAAUUUGAAUUUCUUGACAAGAGCAGCAAUUGCUAAUUUGGCAACAAGGACACUCCACUGAAUGCUGAUGUUGGCUGUGCUGUUACCAGCCUGACCAUAAGGUAGGAAUGCAAACAGGUCUCGUGCCUCUUUGUUAUCACGUGAGAAUCUCUCUGGAUUGAAUUUUUCAGGCUCUUCAUAAAUCUGAGUUUGCCGAUGCAAAGCAUAUGUAGGAAUAGUAACAAUCAUUCCUUUCUCAAUUUUUGCAUUCUCUAACUCCAAAGUCUCGCAGCAUUCUCGUUCCAAUCUGAAUUCAACUGGGUAGAGGCGCAACACCUCUGAGAUAAACAUGUCUAGGUAUUCAGAGUUGUGAACCAAAUCAAACUCAUCCUAAGCUUCUAGUUUCUGAUACAAUUCUGCAUGAAGACGCUCUUGCAAUUCUGGAUUGGCUCCUAGCAUGACAGUUCCCAUGGUUGUCAGUGAGCGGGCAGUCAAAGAAGCAUUGAGAAGAACAGCUAAGCUCUGGACAAAUACAAACUCCUUGGUUUCAAGAACAUUUUCUUCAUUCUUGCUUUCUUCUUCAGAAUCUUUCUUCUUUGAUGCUUGGUGAAGUUCCAGCAGUAAGUCCAUUAAGUCAGGUUGACGAUCCUUUUUCUCAGCAUUUGCUUUCUCCUGCACUUUGCAGAGUAGUAAUGAAGUGAAGUAUUUUGCAGCUUUAGGUUUCAACACAAAUUUAUCCAAGGGAACAAGAGACGGGUAGAUCAUAGGAAAUGCUGCAAGAGGUGAAUCAGGGUUGUCAUUAACAAACGCCUGACUGAAGUAGUUUGAGAAUUGUUUAACAUCAAUGGCCUUCUCAGUCUCAUCAUAACCCAAAACAGCUUCCACCAAAACCUUGACUAGGAAGUCAGAAACAAUUCUGCAAAGAUAAUCACUUUUCCUUCAGCGUUUUCAGUCAGUUUCUUUAUAGAAGAUGAGAGCUCAUUUGUACAAGCCAAAAUUCUCGGCAAAACCUGCCGCACGGCAUCCUUGGAAAGAAGCGGCGUGUCCUUGGCGCCGCGCGCCUCCAGCGCCAGCAGCCCCUGGUGUAGGAACUUGUCACGAACAC
Molecule: messenger RNA, 8258 nt
Organism: Gryllus bimaculatus (two-spotted cricket)
Lineage: Eukaryota; Metazoa; Arthropoda; Insecta; Orthoptera; Gryllidae
Source: the annotation of a GenBank genome assembly